This is a messenger RNA of Westerdykella ornata, 895 nucleotides long. RefSeq lists its product as uncharacterized. The record is from RefSeq and is a predicted model, not a curated record. Lineage: Eukaryota; Fungi; Ascomycota; Dothideomycetes; Pleosporales; Sporormiaceae. The transcript has 2 exons. Bases 109 to 723 code for a protein of 204 amino acids.
CUCAAGUACUCAGACUAUUAUCCCCUUCCCCUCUUCAAGUACUCAGACUACUAUCCGAACCAAACCAACCUCCCAUCCCCUCUUUGGACAGCGGAGUAAUCAAACACAAUGUCCACCUUCAGCCACACAGACACGAGCAGCAAGCCCGCCGACCCAUACACCCAAAAGAAUCUGGACGAACCCCCAUUGAAAGAAAAGGUUCAGGACCUGCUCAACUUCAUCCAAGAGCACAAGUUCUGCAUGAUGACCACGCAGACGGUCAACUCGGACCUGCUGGCAUCGCGGGCCAUGGCGUUGGCCGCCCAGGAAGGCAACGGCUUCGACCUCCUCUUCCACACCAACACCGAGUCGGGCAAAACCGACGACCUGCACACCCAUCCCGCGGUGAACAUCUCCUUCAUCACCCCCUCGGGCGACUGGGCCAGCAUCUCCGGGCAUGCCACCAUCGAGACGGACCGCGAGGAGAUCAAAAAGUACUACAGCCCCAGCCUGAAGGCGUGGUUGGGCGAUCUCGGAGACGGGGUUCACGACGGUGGUCCCGAUGACCCCAGGAUCGGCAUCAUCAGGGUCAAGGCGAACACGGCGCAGUACGCCAUUGCGAAGAGGACGGUGGUCGGAGGGGUUGUGGAGCUGGCCAAGGGGGUGGUGACUGGGCAGGCCCCGUCUGUCAACAAGUUAAGGCAUCUGAGUGAGAGCGAGAUUCAGCAGUGGAGGUCUCAGUGAGGGAUGGGCUUUGUUCCCUAUAAUGGGCGAUGCCGUUGGCAGAUUGCAGUCAUGGAUUUCCACGUGGAGAUGCGGAAUAUGGGUUACUAUGAUGAGCUUAACCAUGUAGUCAGGCCUACAUGACGACUUAAUAGUGUCGCAAUUCAUUCAUUCUACUGAUCCCGGAACCCAU